UCGAAUAAGCUGGGUUUCAAACUGGGUUGUCCACUUCUUAUUCUCGGUUCCUAACACCUCCUACCCCGACGCCCCGGCUCCGACGUCACAGCCAUUCGCAGGACUCUGCCUUCUUUGUUAUGUGCCGCGACAGCGCAUCCGGUAUCUUCAGUGUCUACCUGUAUCAUUCCAACCAAUCGGACUUUGUUGUAUGAUGGAUUGGGAGAUGGGUGUGAGAGUCGGACGUAGACGAAUCUGCAGUGUGAGUUUGGAAAGGCCCGUCCCCACCUUUCUCUUCGUCCACCAUGUCCUCUACAUACUCCCCGGACACCUUCAAGCCACUCUUGAAGAAGCUCGUACACACGCCAGAGUACUUCAGCCCGGAAGAUCUCCGGCUCGCUCUGGACCAUGUCUUCACACCGAACGCCGUUCUUCCCGAGCAGAUUGGUGCAUUCCUAGCUGCUUUGCACAUCAACAGGGUCGAACGGAGACCUGAGUCCCUCGCUGCUGCUGCAGAUGUCCUCAGAGCACGUUCUCUAAAGGCCGCCGUUCAGGACGCAGACGUGGACUUUGUAGUGGACAUUGUCGGGACAGGCGGAGAUGGACACAACACCUUCAAUGUGAGCACUACCGCGGGUAUCGUUGCAGCCGGCGCAGGGGCUCGCGUUAUCAAGGUGUGUUGCAAGAUUUGCAGCCACUUCAAUGAGCUAUUCAAGCUUGUAUUCAGCACGGAAGCCGAGCGUCAACCUCAUCGUCCGGCUCAGCGGACUUGCUCCAGUCGCUGGGCUGCCUCUUCACCCCACCCACGGCAGACACACCUAUGCCCAUCGCGCGUGUGCCCUUCACUUUCAUCCUCGCGCCCCACUACCAUCCUGCGCUCGCCCUGAUCGCGCCGUACCGCAAAGCGCUGCCCUUCCGGACAAUGUUCAACGUCCUCGGGCCGAUCAUCAACCCCGCCCGCCCGCGCGGCAUGGUCGUCGGCGUCGCCGAGCCCGAGCUCGGCUACACGUACGCGCAGAGUGUGCACGCAGGCGGUGUCGAACGCGCGCUCGUCGUCUGCGGCGCGGAGAGGCUCGACGAGAUCAGCUGUGCGGGCCCGACGCACGUCUGGGAGCUCAGGGACGGCAAAAUCACCGAGCGCACGAUCAGCCCCGAGGACUUUGGUCUCUCGCCGCACUUGUUGUCCGAGGUCGCGGGCGGCACGCCAGAGGGGAAUGCGGAGACGUUCAAGGUCUUGUUGACGUCUGGUGCAGCGAUCCCGGACAGGCUGAAGCCCGUGCUUGACUUUGUGCUCAUCAACGCGAGCGCACUUUUGGUCGUCGCUGGAAUUGCGAAGGACUUUAAGGAGGGCGUUGCUUUGGCGCAGGACGGCAUCGUGUCGGGGAAGGCAUGGAAGGCUCUUGAUAUGUUCAGAGAGGCAGGAAGGCUCGCGGCGGAAAAAACGUCGUCUUGAUCUUAUCGUACAUUAUAUGAAUGUAUUAUCUCGCUUGGAGAGCUAUAGCGUGUCAUAGUACAAAUACAGCCAUGUCAGUCUGAAGCUCGAAACUAGCCUUGCCUCCUUUAUGGGAGUAAGCCCUGGCCCGCAUAUCAACCAUAGAGCAAUUAACCAACACAAGCAUAUUGCUAGCCGGCGUAGUACGCCUGAAAGAAACUCGUAUGCUCAUAGACGAAGGGUGCCCGGUACCUCCUUGAGGUCAGCCCCAGAGCAUCUGAAACGCUGCUCGCUGCGCCUCGCCCUGCCGGCAUCCAGAUGACGCCCUGCUGGACCGGCCAUGCGCGCAACACAUCCCCUCUGGCUCGGCGACGAAGGGUGCGUCUGGUAGCACCCGGCCGCCGCCGUGCUUGCUCGCAGGCUCGUCCGCGUCCGGUAGGGCGCCGAGGGACGACUGCGACGACGCCGGCGUAGGUCCCUCAUGCGACGAGAAGGAGAAGCUCGCGGCGGAGGAGAGGCUGGACGACGGUGAGGGCAUGCUUGGUGACGCUUGUCUGUCUUCAUUCUUGUGAGGCGCCGGAGGAGGAGAUGUGGAGAGGGUCGGCGGGGCGGUGGGGAGGGCAGACAGUGCAUACGGGAGUACAAGUGGCUUGGGCUGGGGUGAGGAAAGAGCAUGUAUGGAGCAGUGUAUAGAGCAGUAGGGCUCCGAUGGGGGCGGCGUCGGUGCGCUCGGAGCGGCGGUGAUGGAAGUCCCAUCGCGCAUGUUUUUGAUGUCUUGCUUAAUGUCCGCGACUAUGGUGGCCAU
This is a messenger RNA of Phanerochaete carnosa HHB-10118-sp, 2216 nucleotides long. RefSeq lists its product as uncharacterized. The record is from RefSeq and is a predicted model, not a curated record. The coding region runs from base 800 to 1432 and encodes 210 amino acids. Gene Ontology annotation, biological process: L-tryptophan biosynthetic process. Gene Ontology annotation, cellular component: cytosol. NCBI's taxonomy places the organism in Eukaryota, Fungi, Basidiomycota, Agaricomycetes, Polyporales, Phanerochaetaceae. Gene Ontology annotation, molecular function: anthranilate phosphoribosyltransferase activity. The transcript has a single exon.